Molecule: messenger RNA, 2139 nt
Organism: Scedosporium apiospermum
Lineage: Eukaryota; Fungi; Ascomycota; Sordariomycetes; Microascales; Microascaceae
Product: Phosphoinositide phosphatase SAC1
Exons: 3
Coding region: 1-2139 (712 amino acids)
Biological process (GO): phosphatidylinositol dephosphorylation
Cellular component (GO): endoplasmic reticulum
Molecular function (GO): phosphatidylinositol-4-phosphate phosphatase activity
Source: RefSeq, a predicted model, not a curated record
AUGGCCGUCAUCAAGGGCCCGCUGUUCCCCUAUCGCGACAUCACUGUCCAAGUCGCCGACAGUGCCUACACCUUCACCUCUCCCUCCUCGCCCGACGCACCGGCACUCGUCAUCGACCGGCCCACGGGCGAUAUCCAUUUGGACCAUGGCGCCUCCGGUCUUGCUCCCCGGACAUACCAGGUCAUGAACAUCAACGGCAUCCUGGGUAUUAUCCAGCUCAGACUUGACAAGUACAUUAUCGUCAUCAACAAGUCCCAACCCGUCGGUCGUCUCAAGGGUCACAUGGUCUACAAGGUUACCUCCACGCAGAUCCUCCCAAUGCGCCGAAAGCAAAUACGAGACCCCGAUGAAGAUGCCUUCAUGGCACUGCUUCAAGCUUCACUCAAGAACGGGCCGAUGUACUUUUCCUACUCGAUCGACCUCACCAACUCUUUCCAGCGCCAAUCUCAGGCCGACACUGCCCAGCCUCUUUGGAAGCGUGCCGACGACAGGUUCUUCUGGAACCGGUUUGUGCAGUCGGACCUGAUCGAAUACCGGAAUAAUGGUGCUAGAGGCCAACCUGGUCCUCAUCCCGGAAUCGAUCCAUUUAUCCUCCCUGUCAUUUUCGGCAUGUUUGAGAUCAAGCCGACCGUUUUCAAGGGCGCUCGGAUUACACUUAUUCUCAUCACUCGUCGAUCGCGGUACCGCGGCGGCACUCGGUUCUUUACCAGAGGCUUGGAUGAGAAAGGGAAUGCCGCUAACUACAAUGAAACGGAGCAGAUUCUCAUUGUUAACGAUAAGAGCGCGACCGGAAUUAGCGGAUUCUCCGGCGGCGCCGGCCCUAGCGAGAAGAUGGGCAGAUCUUCUGACGGACAAGAGACGCAAGUUUUGUCCUACGUCCAGACCCGAGGCAGCGUUCCAUCUCAGUGGGCAGAGAUCAACACCCUAAAGUACACCCCCAAGCUCCAGAUCCGGGGCAUCGAAACGGCGAUCCUAUCGGCGCAGAAGCACUUUCACGAGCAGAUCCGAAUCUACGGUGACAACUACCUGAUUAACCUUGUGAACAAGAGCGGGCGAGAAUCGACCGUCAAGGACUCGUACGAAAAAGUGGUGGAGAAGCUUGUCUCGGAUCCCAGAGGCUACAUCGAGAGUAAUACAAUCACGAAUGAAAAGUACCAUACAGUCGAGCCCGGUAAGGUGCGGACCGAGUUUGACCGGCUACAUUACAUCUUCUUCGACUUUCACAGCGAGACCAAGGGGGCUCGACUCCACCGAGCAUACAUGUUGAUCGAAAGGCUGGAGAGCUCGAUACGAGAGCAAGCAUACUUCCGAGGUGUCGACAUGCCUGCGAGCAAUGAUGGCCGCCUCGAAGCCCGCAGCUUACAAAACAGCGUCAUGAGGACAAACUGCAUGGAUUGCCUUGACCGAACCAACGUGGUGCAAAGCAUGUUUGCACGCUAUACACUCAACCGCCAAUUCGUCGACCUCGGCAUCAUGGCUCCGGGCUCCAACUUUUCCGACGAGGACGAGUCCUUCGAAUUCCUCUUCCGCAACCUCUGGGCCGACAACGCCGAUGUCGUUUCCAACUCGUACUCUGGUACGGGCGCCAUGAAGACCGACAUGACUCGAACGGGCAAACGAACAACGGCGGGCAAGCUUCAGGACGGCCGGGUAGGCGUUACGCGGUAUUGUCUGAACAACUUCUUCGACGGCCCUAGGCAAGACUCGUACGACCUGUUCCUCGGCGUCUACCAACCUGGCAAGGCGCAGAUUGGGUCGGGUCCCGUGUUCGCGGACCGGCGGCCGGUGCUGAUCCAGGCGAUGCCUUAUGUGCUAGCGUUUAGCGUGUUUGUGGUGCUCUUUGCGGCGUUUGUGCCGCGGGACCCUGGGUCGUUUGCGGUGUCGAGGCGGGGCGCUGUGCUUGUGUUCUUGGCGCUUGCUGCGUAUUGCUUUAGGUUCAUCUUUGCGCACGGCAUGCUCUACGUCAAUUGGCCUAAGCUCGCCCCUCUGGCAUACGCUACAGAAGGCUACAAUGAACAGAUCAUCAAGGCGAGAAAGGACCCAAUCAUAGGACCUUUCCUUACGAGGCAAGGACAGCACGAACGCGGCUCUAGUAUCGCGCAGUAUCGGCGGGCCGAGGAGGGCAGCAAAGAGGAUUAG